Molecule: messenger RNA, 642 nt
Organism: Saccharomycopsis crataegensis
Lineage: Eukaryota; Fungi; Ascomycota; Saccharomycetes; Ascoideales; Saccharomycopsidaceae
Gene: ERP3
Product: Erp3p
Exons: 1
Coding region: 1-642 (213 amino acids)
Biological process (GO): endoplasmic reticulum to Golgi vesicle-mediated transport; protein retention in ER lumen; intracellular protein transport
Cellular component (GO): Golgi apparatus; endoplasmic reticulum-Golgi intermediate compartment; endoplasmic reticulum
Source: RefSeq, a predicted model, not a curated record
AUGCAAUUGAAUAUUGGUUCUGGGAUAUUAUUUCUUCUCACAUUGGGCUUUGUUAGUAGUACAGCAUUGACGGUGCUGUUGCAGCCCCACGAGACUUUGUGUUACUACGUGUUGACAGUUGCCAAAGACAGCAGCAUUGGAUUCUACUUUGCUGUCCAGUCUGGGGGCAGUUUUGACAUUGAUUUCAAGGUCAAGGACCCAGAAGAUAAGGUUUUGAUCUCUGGGGAAAAGGAGCGUCAGGGAGAUUGGACUCUCAAGGCGGAAACCCCGGGAGAAUAUGAAUUUUGCUUUGCCAAUGGGAUGUCAACUUGGGCUGAUAAGGUGGUGGAUUUUGAAAUCCGAGUAGAUGACGAUUUCCGGGCGGAAUUGCCAGAAGUCAAGAAAGUUUCCACUGGGGAGAAAGAGCCGGUUGAUGGCAUGGUCUUCUCGGUGUCAAGUAUUGAAGAUAAAUUGAAUAAUAUGUUGAGAACAUUGCAAUAUUACAAGACUAGAAAUAGCAGAAACCAGCAUACAGUCAAGUCAACUGAGGAAAGAAUUCUUUGGUUCAGCUUACUAGAAAUUCUCCUAAUGUGUGGGUUGGCUCUUUUCCAGAUUUCUGUGGUUCAUUUCUUCUUCAAAGGUUCCAGAAAGCAAAUGGUUUGA